Molecule: messenger RNA, 933 nt
Organism: Aspergillus clavatus NRRL 1
Lineage: Eukaryota; Fungi; Ascomycota; Eurotiomycetes; Eurotiales; Aspergillaceae
Product: putative mitochondrial oxaloacetate transporter (Oac)
Exons: 6
Coding region: 1-933 (310 amino acids)
Source: RefSeq, a predicted model, not a curated record
AUGUCGACGACCACAGGUGCGUUCAUCGCAGGAGGUAUCGCGGCAUGUGGAGCGGUGACGGUCACUCACAGCUUCGAGACGGUGAAGAUUCGGUUACAACUUCAAGGAGAGCUCCAGUCGAAGAGUGAUGCGGUGAAGAAAUAUAGAGGUGUUUUCCAUGGUGUGAAGGUCAUUCUACAGAAUGAGGGUCCUCGUGGAUUGUUCCGGGGCAUCGGCUCCGCAUACAUCUACCAGGUCUUGCUGAACGGUUGCCGUCUGGGCUUCUACGAACCAUUGCGAAAAGGCAUCACGACCGCCGUGUACAAGGACCCGCAGGUCCAAUCAUUGGGCAUCAAUGUGUUCUCGGGUGCGGCUUCCGGCAUUAUUGGCGCUGCUGCCGGCUCCCCGUUCUUCCUGGUGAAGACUCGUUUGCAGUCAUACUCUCCUUUCCUUCCAGUUGGCACCCAGCACAAGUAUCGAAACUCCUUUGAUGGUCUGCGAAAGAUCUAUACAUCUGAGGGUGUCGGUGGGCUAUAUCGGGGUGUCGGUGCAGCCAUGGUUCGCACUGGUUUCGGUAGCUCUGUUCAGCUUCCUACAUACUUUUUCGCGAAGCGGCGCUUGAUGAACCAUCUCGGCAUGGAGGAUGGACCUGCCCUUCACUUGGCCAGUAGUACUGCAUCCGGGUUUGUGGUCUGCUGUGUUAUGCAUCCUCCUGACACGGUUAUGUCCCGGAUGUAUAACCAGACGGGCGAUCUUUACAAGGGAGCUUUCGAUUGCCUCUUCAAGACUAUCCGGAAGGAGGGCGUGCUUGCUAUUUACAAGGGCUAUUUUGCACAUCUGGCUCGUAUUCUACCUCACACUAUUCUCACUCUCAGCUUGGCUGAACAGACCAACAAGUUGAUGCGUAGGGUCGAGGACCGGUUCCUCCCUGAUUCGAUCAAGGCACAGAUCUGA